This is a messenger RNA of Rhododendron vialii, 2467 nucleotides long. RefSeq names its product DNA (cytosine-5)-methyltransferase DRM2-like. Gene Ontology annotation, cellular component: nucleus. The transcript is spliced from 11 exons. The record is from RefSeq and is a predicted model, not a curated record. Bases 497 to 2242 code for a protein of 581 amino acids. Gene Ontology annotation, molecular function: protein binding; DNA (cytosine-5-)-methyltransferase activity. NCBI's taxonomy places the organism in Eukaryota, Viridiplantae, Streptophyta, Magnoliopsida, Ericales, Ericaceae.
GUUUUACUGUAUUGUUCACGGAUUCUCUUGCGACGACUCCCCCUCCCCCUCCCCCCCGCUCUCUCUCUCUCAAAGAAUCUCCUCGGUGCCCUUUCUCUCUCUUCUCCUGUCACCGUGUCACGAGCUCCUCACUUUAUACCUGCUAGAAAUAUAUAUAUAUAUAUAUAUAUCUCUCUCUCUCUCUCUCUCUCUCUCUGUGGAUGCUUUCGUAGGAGCGGAGUACAUUCUCGGUUAAACCGAGGAUUAUUUCAACAACAAAUUCAUUCUCCUCGGUGAUGGAUACUGAGGGCAAGCCAUCGCAAUUGGAAGGAAGGAGUGGAUAAGGAAAGAUUCCUCCUCUUCAUUGGAGCCCAAUAGGAGUUUUCCAUGUGAGAAUGUAGAUGCAGUUUGUAUGUACUUACCAUUUCGGCAGCAAAGUUUCCAGGAUUGGUUUCUCCUCUCAGCUCUGCGUUAGUCUUGGGAAGCUUUACUUGAACCAAACUAAUACCUCUGCAAAAUGGACCAGAACGCCUCUGGAGAGGAUAGUGACAACAUUGACUGGGAUACUGAAGAUGAACUAGAAAUUCAAAGUUCUCCCUUACCUUCCAGUUCAAGGUUGACAUAUCCUGAUGGAGAAGCUACUGUAGGUGAUGCAGAGGCGAUCUCAACGACUGAUCUUUCGCACUCCAAGUUGAUUCAUCAUUUCGUUGGAAUGGGGUUUCCUGAGGAACUGGUUGCAAAAGCUAUUGAGGAAAAUGGAGGGGGAAAUUCAGAAUCUAUACUCGAAACUUUACUUACACAUUCAGCUCUUGAAAACUCUCCGCAGCAAGAACAACCUGUCGAUUCUGAUCACUACUCUUCGGACUAUUAUGAGAACUUUGCGGAUGAUCUCUCUGAUUCAGAUAGCUGGUGUGAAGAUGAGGAAAAUACAGAUUCCUUGUCUGGGAAGGAGAAGGCCUUGUCAUUCUUAAAAAAAAUGGGGUACACCAUGGAAGAGGCCUCAAUAGCCAUGGAGAGAUGUGGUCCAGAUGCUUCAGUUGAUGAACUGACCGAUUUUAUAUGUGCUGCUCAAAUGGCAAGGGCGGCAGAUCCCUUUUUUCCAGAACUACCAGAGAAGCCAAAAAGGAAAUUAUUGGAGAAUGGAAUGUGGAAAAGGAAAAAACAUAGGGGGUGUGACAGUAGGACUAUGUUUGAUGAUGGGGAGCCACUCCGACUUCCCAAUCCAAUGAUUGGCUAUGGAGUCCCCACUGAACUGUGUCCAACACCCUAUAGAAACCUCCCGGAGGCAGCUGCUGGCCCUCCCUACUUCUACUACGAAAAUGUGGCACUAGCUCCCAAGGGAGUUUGGGACACGAUCAAGAGGUUCUUGUAUGAUGUGGAACCCGAAUUUGUGGACUCCAAAUACUUUUGUGCAGCAGCAAGGAAAAGAGGGUAUGUCCACAACCUCCCAAUCCAGAACCGAUUCCCGCUUGUUCCGCUCCCUCCUCGCACCAUUAAGGAAGCCUUGCCGUUAACGAGGAGAUGGUGGCCUGCAUGGGACACACGGACUAAACUUAACUGCUUGCAAACUUGCAUUGGCAGUGCAAAACUAACAGAGAGGCUUCGCAAAGCCCUAGAGGACUGCUAUGAUGACGAGCCACCCGCGCAUGUGCAGAAGUAUGUUAUGGAUGAAUGCCGAAAAUGGAAUCUUGUUUGGGUGGGAAGGAACAAGCUUGCGCCUCUCGAGUGCGAUGAAGUAGAGAUGCUUUUGGGUUUCCCCAAGAAUCAUACAAGAGGAGGUGGUAUAAGUAGGACUGAUAGAUACAAGUCACUUGGAAAUUCAUUCCAGGUUGAUACAGUGGCCUAUCACCUCUCUGUAUUGAAGGAUUUAUUCCCGGGAGGCAUCAAUAUGUUGUCGCUUUUUUCGGGUAUUGGCGGUGCUGAAGUUGCUCUUCAUAAGCUUGGCGUCCCUUUGAAAACGGUUGUCUCUGUUGAGAAAUCGGAAGUCAACAGGAAUAUAGUCCGGGGUUGGUGGGAACAAACCAAUCAAAAGGGUACCCUUAUCGACUUUGAUGAUGUAACGCGGGUGGAUGGUGACCAACUCGAGCAGCUUAUUAGUAACAUUGGUGGUUUUGACCUUGUGAUUGGCGGAAGCCCUUGUAACAACCUUGCAGGAAGUAACCGCCACCACAGGGACGGACUGGAGGGUAAGGAAUCCUCCCUUUUUUAUGAUUACUUUCGUAUUCUGGACUUGGUGAAGUGUAUUAUGGCGAAACCGAAUUGAAAGUUAGGAAGAAGGGCCUUUUUUUGCCCGGAUACAUUUGGGCUUAAUUCAAACUUUUAUUUAGGCCUUUUAUGUAGGCAGUGCUCACCUAGUUCCUUCUGUUUCAAUGACAAAUUGGGAACAAGGUUCCAUUUAUUGCAAGAAUUGCUCUUGUGCUUUGAGGAUAAUGCAAAUGUGUAGGCAACCAAAUGCUGUUUGAAUGUGAACAGUGUUGUUCAAGUUCAA